CCAUAUUGAUUGAUCUGAAUAUAAAUCAAUAUCCAGUUCACAAUAUCGGCAAUAAAAGAACACAUAACAAUUAUUUUAAGUCGAGUUAGACAGGAUUUUACCCGACACUUUUAAUACAGGGAGAAUAGACUAAAAUGGAGGAGAAUAAAACGGGUUUUGAAAAUGUACCAACUGCGAUACGGGCAGUCAAGCAAACAUCAUAUGAAUGCAAACAAAUCAACAAACGAGUCCUUGGUGGACGUAUGCUAAGUUUAUGUGGAAACGAAGGCACAGAGGACGACAGUAACAAUGCUGGGCUCCGGCGAUUGUUUCAGCUGGCAAUAUCCGUCACAGAAAAUGAGUCAGAGAAAACAUUAGAAAAUGCAGAAUUCAAGUUUUAUGACGACGAAUGUAAUAUACGUAUUGUGUAUUCAGGAUCGGCAGAAAACAGAUUUUUGUUUACUUUCAAUGAAAAGCUAGAACCAGACUUUACGGUAAAGCGAAAGUCAGUAUUAUGUGGUCUUGAUGAGAAGAUAAAACGUACAUGGAGAAAAUGGAACCCACUCAACUUUGAUUUUGAUGAAAUUAAUCUUGUUUGAAAUUCAUGUAUUUACUUUAAAGUCAUAUAAUAGUUCUUCAUUUUCAAUCUAUUCAUUGUUUGGUCCAUCAGAACAUUCUUGCAGAAGAUAUGACAACUUCUUAUACCACAGGAAAGCUUAGAAUUGUUCCAAAGAUACUAGUAGUGACACCUCUGUGUGUUUUCCGACAUAUUAUAGGAUGGUACUUGUCACAUAUAUAUACAUUUUUACUCCUGAAAAUCUGCACAAGCAGUGAAACCGGUUGAGUUCUUUUAUAUUUAUCAUUGGACAGAAUCUGAAUAAACCGCAUAUGUAAUAUUAGUGGAUCUCCCUCACUUUCUAUUUUAUUCCUGUAUGUUUUCAUCCAAAAAAGUGUAGAGUAAAAAUAUAUAUAACA
Messenger RNA from Mercenaria mercenaria, 954 nucleotides. RefSeq lists its product as uncharacterized. NCBI's taxonomy places the organism in Eukaryota, Metazoa, Mollusca, Bivalvia, Venerida, Veneridae. The record is from RefSeq and is a predicted model, not a curated record. The transcript is spliced from 2 exons. Bases 135 to 578 code for a protein of 147 amino acids.